Molecule: messenger RNA, 4495 nt
Organism: Harpegnathos saltator (Jerdon's jumping ant)
Lineage: Eukaryota; Metazoa; Arthropoda; Insecta; Hymenoptera; Formicidae
Exons: 14
Coding region: 390-4178 (1262 amino acids)
Molecular function (GO): kinase activity; protein binding
Source: RefSeq, a predicted model, not a curated record
UUACCGCCUCCAUAGAGUGGCGACACAGUGUGACUUUCUGACCUAUAGCUCUCGUAAAUAAUACAGAAGCUCGCUGAAUAGGACACGUGGAAAAGUACGCGUCGUCAGUCUUACGAGACGUCUCGGAGCGACUUGUACUCGGCUGUACUCCACCUCGGGGCUAAAAAGUAUUUGGAACGAGUACAAUGAAUCAGAGUGACACUUUCGAUGGUAGCGAGUUACUCGACGCUCUGUGAACGCAGGGGAUGAGAAUGGGGAUUCUCGUUAAACAAUACGAGGCGACGCAUUCGUGUUGAUCUGCGAUAUCGCCAGGGCGACACUUCACGUUAUUCCACGACUCGACUUCCUGCUGAACACUCGCGCGGGCUUUCGCCCGAACAGAGGCUCAAAUGACCUCGUCAGCGGUCAAGACCUGGUUGCACCGUGGCGAGCUCGAGAGACUCGAGAAUGUAGUGUUGGAGGGUCGAGGUGCGUGCUUAUUGGGCGAACACUCGCAGGACCUUCGAACUCGUGUCUUCCUGAAGGGACUCCCGAACUACUUGACGAAGAUCGCUCAAGUGCACGACGCUGUGGAGCGCUGCUCAUUAGCGGAGACGCAGCGGAUCAUAGCCGAGGAGUCGAAGAAGAAGUUGGCCAUCGCCAAGGACUCUUGCGGCACCCCCUUGAUACACAAGGCGGUCUACUACGAUCAAGCCGACAUCGUCGCAUGGCUCGUAGAGAACUACCCCAUCACGCCGCAGCAGAAAGAUAAGGAGGGGAGGACAGCUCUGCACUAUUGCGCCGCGUGCAAGGACUCCAACGCGAUCUGGGAUCUUCUUCUCGAAGGCGGAUGUGACGCCAGCGUUUGCGACAAAAGGGGGAAUCCGGCGGCCUAUUACUUGGAACACAGCGCGGAAAUUGAAUUGCCAGAAGUGGAGAUCAUGUCCCGUCGGAGGAAAAGUACCGGAAAGGAUUAUCUCGACUGCAAGCCUUCCAAUAUCAGGAUAUGGAUACACAACAGGGACAUCGGGAAAUUGCAGCAAGUACUGUGGGAGGGACACGGGGCGAAAUUGCGGUGCGAGACCAGCAACAGUCCUCGAAUCAGAAAAUUCCUGGAGGCCGUGCCCUUCAUCAUGGGCACAAUAAAGGACAUUCACACGGCGACCAUCAACAACGAUUUGGAUGGCCUGAAGAAAAAACUGGAGGAACCCGUUUCGCCGGUCGUCCUGGGAGGCAAGGACUGCAACGGCUUGAACGCAUUGCACAAGGCCGCCGGCUUGGGGCAUGCGGACAUCGCGCGUGAGAUCCUCGAGAGGUAUCCUACGGCGGUGGCGACUCAGGACAGCGAGGGGAAAACUCCGCUGCAUUACGCGGCUGCGCUCAAGGACGACGGCGCCAUGUACGACCUGCUGACGGAGCACGGGGCCGACGAGAGUAAAUUGGAUAAUAGGCAAAAGGCGCCAGCCUUCUACAAGAACCGGCCUUCGGACGUGGACCUGACGAACCUGUCGGUGAUACCGGAUGCGCCUCGUGUCUCCGGCAGCGCCUACCCCAAAAACUGGGACUGGAGGAUCCUGGAGGCGAACCAGCCUCUCAGCCGGGGGAUGAAGAAGGUAAUCAGCAGCAGCAGCGACAUCGACAGCGCCUUCGGUAGCGCCGAGUCCACGACCAAAGAUUCGGACGCCUCGAGCGAGGUUCACACGGGGGGUUUCACGGAACAGGUGAAAAGAGCGGACGACGAGCAGCCGCAGAACGAGGAUGAGGAGGAGGAAGAGGAGGGGGAGGAGGCUGAGACUCCAAACGGAGGCAUAGAGGAGGAGGAGGAGGAGAAGGAAGCGCAGAAUGAAGGAGAUGAUGAGGCUAACAACGGCGAUGAGAAGCAAGAAGAGGAGGGGGCGGAGGAGGGUCCGAACGAUGAAGAAGCGAACGCGGAGGAGGAGGAGAAAGAGGAGCAGCAGGAGGAGGAGCAGGAGGAAACAAAAGCGGACGAUUCCGAGGAGAAGGCAUCCUCGGACGAUGACGUAGUGAUCGGACCAGUCGCGGAGCCGGAGAAAGAUGAAGAGGAUGCGGCCGAGGAAUCCCCGAAGAUCGAGGAAAUCGCUGACGGCGAAAAAAACGAUGAGGAGAGAAACGAUCCUAGCACCGGCGACUCCGGCGUCGAUGACCCUGCGCAGGACGAGGAGCAGCAGGUCGUCGGAGAGCACGAGGAGUCCGCCGAGGUGGAACUCGACGAGGGUAGCAUGGCCCGUGAUCCGGAAGUGGACAACCUGCUGGCGAACGGUAACAUGGAACAACUAGCGGCUCUAGUUCUCAACGGCGAAGGCCGGCGAUUAGUCGGGCGACAAUCCGGAAAUCCGGAACUCCAAGCGUUCAUCGACAAUGUGCCGGCUUACAUGGGGAAGAUCCACGCGGUGCACAUGGCGGCGCGAGAAGGGAAUCUCCGCGAUUUGCAAAGCGCACUGGAUCGCCGCAAAUUCGCGGUGGCGCGGGACGAGUCGUCACCCCAUGGCGCGACACCGUUGCACGUGGCGGUUGUGUUCGGCAAUACAGCUGUCAUCAGGUACUUGGCAGGGAGGUUUCCAGAAACCGCCCACGCGAUCGAUCUCGACGGACGUACUCCGUUGCAUUACGCUGCGACGCUCGCUGACAACGGUCAUUAUUACAAUCUUCUGCUGCACCUGGGAGCUAACCCUCUAGUGCAGGACAACUUCGGACAUAAGGCGGAUUAUUACAAGCAAAAUCAAAGCGACCUGUCGCACAAAACGAUUCUGCGCGAUUUCGGGGCCAGCGAGCGGCUCGCCGACGAAAUGCUGAUGGACAAAGUGCCCGGAGGUGACGUCUACUCCGCCCGGCGGGACGUGAGCGAGCCGGAGACACUGGCCAUUCUGGAACGGUGUUUCCGUUUGCUGGCGAGUAACCGCCGGUCGUCCGUACCGAAGACUUCGUCGAACACCGGUACAUUAGUCGGCCGUUGCCUGAAGCGGCCGGUAUUCGAUCUGAUCAAGCACCGUGUGACUCGCAUGGACCACAAUCUCUUUGACGUGAUCUGGCCGGCGAUGAAAAGGUACGGUAACGUCACGGCCAACGGCAGCAAGGCCGGCAGCGCGCGUUCGAACAUCAGCUACUCGGACGAAGACCACGGUUACGGCGUGGUAGCGCCCGACUUUGAGAGCUACGUCGUCUUCACCGAGUUCUUCGACCCCUUCAUCCGGGAGCUGCACUGCGUCACCGCGAGCGGUGACCUACCCGACCAUCCGCCGCCGCGUUUCUUCAACAACGACGACGAAGGGGACGAGGAGGCGCCGCCGGACGAGGCGACGCUCGCGUCGAUCGAGCAGCACGACCUCGACCCGAUCGCCAAGUUCAUUCAGGCCGGUGUCAUCGAGUGCGCACGAAACCUCGUCAACUACACUCUACCGUUGACCUUGACGGUCAACCAGCUGGAGGAAGUCGAACGGGAGAUUACGAAUCAGUUCAUGAGCCCGGAGAUCAGCGCCAUGAUGGCGGAGGGUAGUAGCGAGGACGAAGCUGGCACGUAUUUCACCCUCAACGAGAUCUUGGAACAACCCAGCCGUAUACGAGCGCAACUGGCGGCGGCCGGUCUGCUCUUGCCGAUCACGGAGUACGACGUGAGCGACGAUCGACGUCUCCACGGUAAGCACUGGCCUUACGGGCGAGGUGUCUACGUCACCACCGCCGGCGACCUCGCCGCGUGGGUCAACAUCCAGGACCAUCUGCGCGUUGUCUGCCGCACCAACGAGAACCGACCGGGCCUGAUGGGUCGUGCCUACGUCAGGGUGGCCAAGCUGAUGAUGAUACUCGAUCGGAAGCUGAAUUUCAAGCGCGACUGCAAGCUGGGUUUCUUAACCGCGCGCCCUCAUGCCCUCGGUAACACUUUGAGGUUCUGCUUGGUCGUGAGGUUCCCGGAGCUCUCCAAGACACCCGACAAUCUCCGGCACCUCUGCGUGGUGCGCGGUCUCAGUGUACGCGACACCGCCAAGAAGGACAUGGUGAGGAUCGGCAAUCAGCAGUCAUUGGCCAUCGCCGAGCUGCAGACCCUGCAGGACUUCUCCAGAGCGGUUCACAAUAUCAUCACCCUGGAGAAGGAACUGUCGUUGAACAACUCGAUGAAGAUCGCUACCCUCAUCGCUGGUAUAUUUCGCAAACGGGCAAAUGCGUCGAGGGGUCUGAAGGCGUAAAAAGCUCGACGGUCAUGGUGGUAAAAAGAAAAAAAACAAAAAAAAAAGACAAUAAUAAUUAGGUCCUGAGCUCUUGAAGACGAUUCGUCGAAAAUAAUUCGUCCGCUCAACGUCCAUCCCGAAAAAAAAAAAAAAAUAGUCGCCUUUCUUCAACGUACUCUGAAUAAUUAACGUAAUGUGGAAGGUACUUGUGUGGAAGAACCGUCCGCCUUUCUGAGAAAUCUUACACGAGACGAUCUCACACCGAGGCGCAAAAACACGGACUUGUUCAUCGUUCGUCGAAGAUCUAGAUAGCGAAUCGAGAUCCUGAUUAUCAA